AUGUCCACUACUGUACCAGUCAAGAAGAGUGUACUCUUUGUAUGCUUAGGAAAUAUUUGUAGGUCUCCAAUGGCAGAGAUUGUAUUCAGAGCAUUGGUCGCAGAACGCGACUUGUUGGAUCAUUGGCAUAUUGAUUCGGCUGGAACAUCAGCUUAUCACAUUGGUGAAGCACCUGAUGAGAGGAGUGUGGAGACUUGUAGUACAUUGAUGUCGUCUACAGUGUCAAAGAAGGCACACGAUCAUUUCAAGUCGUUGAAACUGCAUCGUGCCAGACAGUUGGUGACCGAGGACUUUAGCACAUUCGACUAUAUCUUUGCGAUGGACGGCAAUAACCUGACCAACAUCAAGCGUCUCAAUGAGAGGUCCCACCAUCAGAAGCAUGGCUUUCCCAGCAAAUCCGUCAUAAAGCGCAUUGGAGAAUACCAUCCGGAGGAACGAUACCUCAACGUUGAAGACCCUUACUAUGGCGACAUGUCUGGAUUCAAGGUCAACUACCAGCAACUACUCAUUUCAUGUACCAGAUUCCUGGACGAGGUCCAAUCCUCCUCCUCC
This is a messenger RNA of Acytostelium subglobosum LB1, 552 nucleotides long. RefSeq lists its product as hypothetical. NCBI's taxonomy places the organism in Eukaryota, Evosea, Eumycetozoa, Acytosteliales, Acytosteliaceae. The transcript has 2 exons. Gene Ontology annotation, molecular function: protein tyrosine phosphatase activity. The record is from RefSeq and is a predicted model, not a curated record. The annotation marks the transcript as partial. Gene Ontology annotation, biological process: protein dephosphorylation.